This is a messenger RNA of Trichogramma pretiosum, 1300 nucleotides long. Its product is annotated as aryl hydrocarbon receptor nuclear translocator-like protein 2. Lineage: Eukaryota; Metazoa; Arthropoda; Insecta; Hymenoptera; Trichogrammatidae. The transcript is spliced from 3 exons. The record is from RefSeq and is a predicted model, not a curated record. The coding region runs from base 265 to 627 and encodes 120 amino acids.
UUAAUAAUAAAAAAAAAAAAAACAUGUACAACAACCCGUAUUAAAAAGCUCUACGGAAUCGCGCGCUCUCAAGUUGUUUUGUGCCCGGCAGGUAACGGCGGCCUGGAGCGGCUCAUAACGAGCCACGUCGAAGUGAGCAAGAUCGGCCGACAGAUCGCCGAGGAGGUGCUGGACCAACAGAGACGCAGCGAUCAGGACUCGUCGCCCGGAAGCAGCCCGACGCCCGGCACCGAGCCCGCGAACUCGACGCUUGGCAAUGUCGAGAUGGCAUCGGUCGUAUCCCCUGAGAGGUCGUCGGCCACGGAUGUGCAUCAACAGCAGCAACAGCAGCAACAGACGGCCACGAGCAGCGACAACAGCAGCAGCAAUCCGCCCAUAAGUUACAAUAAUCUGAACAGCAAUGUGCAGCUCAAUAUAAUCGCCAGCGAUCAGGUCGGCCCACCGCCGGGCGAAGAGGACAUGAUAAACAUGAUCAGCGGCUCUUGCGCGGCGAUCGAGUCGCCCAACACGAUACCCACGGACGGCAACGACGAGGCAGCCAUGGCUGUGAUCAUGAGCCUUCUCGAAGCCGACGCUGGUCUCGGUGGCCCCGUUGACUUUUCUGGCUUGCCAUGGCCUCUGCCUUGAGAGAAAGCGAGAUCCCACGCAACGAUCAGAUGAUUGAGUGUAUAAUUUUCAUCGCCAUGUGCGUGUCUCCCCCCACUCCAGCUCCCCCUCGUCUCUCUCUGUAUAAGCUGUGACAACAGCAACUAACAGGUGCUAUAUAUAAAUAUAUUAUUUGAAACUGUAUAAUGCUCGGAUGAGUUAUAUAUCAAAUUGCAACUUUUCGUUUGGUGUUCUUUAGAGUGACUCUGUUUUUGUUGUGCAUAAUGUAUAAAAAAAAACCAACUCGAUUUCGCAAUCGUAACAUUAAAAAUUACAUUUAUUAAUUUAAAUGACAAAAAAAGUUAACUUUUGUGCUUCAGUGCAAGUUGAGUGCUCUUUGACAAGAACGAAUUUUUUUGUUAAUUGCAAUUUUCGUGAUACUGUACUAUUGUACAGCUCCGAAUCUUGGAAAACCGUAUACAAUGUACAUUUUGUGUCAAAUAUGAACAUUUUUAUCUUAUUAUGUAUAUAAGUUUGUCUUAACGAUUAUUAUUAUUAUAAAGUUAUGUAAGUUUAACGAUUUUUCGACCACAUUUCGAAUACAAUUAUUUCUGUAAAUGAAUUUUCAGUGAUCUGUACGGUGUAUUUUUAGUAUAUAGCACAAUAUAUUUUUCAACUAAAAUUGUGAAUAAAAACGAGCAUGUGAGAUAUAACA